Messenger RNA from Polistes dominula (European paper wasp), 946 nucleotides. RefSeq names its product peptidoglycan recognition protein S2 (gene Pgrp-s2). Gene Ontology annotation, molecular function: zinc ion binding; N-acetylmuramoyl-L-alanine amidase activity; peptidoglycan binding. The record is from RefSeq and is a predicted model, not a curated record. Gene Ontology annotation, biological process: peptidoglycan catabolic process; innate immune response. Lineage: Eukaryota; Metazoa; Arthropoda; Insecta; Hymenoptera; Vespidae.
AAAUGACCAUGAAGUAUUAGAGUUCAUAACAAGUUACGAGAAUGGCAGGAGUUACGAGUCUACUUCUUCUUCUGCUUUUAACUGCGUACAAAGCAAUCCCUUGCUUUGCUACUGAAAUUGGAUUUUCUGCUAAUACAGAUAUACCAAAUAUCAUUUCAAGACGAGAAUGGGGAGCAAGAGAACCGGCUAGUCCGCUACCUGCACUUCGAGAAAAUCCACCUUCCAAUGUGGUUAUUCAUCAUUCGGAUACAAUUGGUUGUACCACACAAGCAAUCUGUCAAGCUAGAGUGAGAACUUUUCAGAAUUAUCACAUGGAUACGAAAAAGUGGAAGGACAUUGGAUACAAUUUUUUAGUUGGUGAAGAUGGUAAUGUUUAUGAAGGUCGUGGUUGGGGUAAACAUGGUGCUCAUUCUCCUCCCUACAAUUCUAAAAGCAUUGGUAUUUGUGUGAUUGGUAAUUUUACUAAUACUUUACCAAAUCAAGCGAGCAUUAGGGCAACACAAAAUUUGAUAUCUUAUGGUGUAGCUAAUAAUAAAAUUAAAUCCAAUUACAAACUUUUUGGUCAUCGUCAAACUACUCAAACUAAUUGUCCUGGAAAUUCUUUGUACAAUUUAAUUCAAACUUGGCCUAAUUGGAGUAAUAAAGCAUAACAAUGUUAAGAUUGAUCUAUGAAGACAAUCAUUUAAAAGUUAAUCUUUUGUCUUUCAAUUUGAUUUUUGUGUAAAUUAUUUGUUAUUUCUUAAAUGUUCAAUCUGAAAAUACGAAUCAUUCAGUAAAUGUUAUUUUCAUAGAAACAAAUUCAUUGAAAAUAAAUUAGAUGUUACUUACAAUGAUUCAAUCGAUGAUUAGAAUGAUCAUUAUGAUGAUGAUUACAAAUAUUCAAUGUUCUUUCUUGACAAGCUGAAUGAUGAAAUGUUUGUGACAAUAAAUUUUGAUCAUUAUUCAA